Fomitopsis serialis is the source of this 323-nucleotide messenger RNA. RefSeq lists its product as uncharacterized. The transcript has a single exon. The record is from RefSeq and is a predicted model, not a curated record. The coding region runs from base 7 to 171 and encodes 54 amino acids. Lineage: Eukaryota; Fungi; Basidiomycota; Agaricomycetes; Polyporales; Fomitopsidaceae.
GCCAGCAUGUCUCCCAAGCGGUCUUACACCCAAAUGAGCAGCGGCUGCAGGUCUAUCCGCCCGCCAACGCUUUGGCCUCCCUAUCACCUGCGGCCCGUCGUUCUGAUUCGCCGUUACGGAACCUGCGCGCGCUGGAAACAGGGGUCUGCCGCCCCGUCGCCGUCUGCCUGACGUCGCGAGCUGCCAUUGCAUUCCGCCUGUGCCACUCGGCGCAGUCUGGACUGAACUUGAAGCGACCGCCCUACACGAGUACGGCAUGCGCGGAUAAGACGUUCAGACUGCAAUGUUCGAAUCUCGCCACGGCCGUCUGACGUCGCCAGGCC